This is a messenger RNA of Talpa occidentalis (Iberian mole), 2531 nucleotides long. Its product is annotated as patr class I histocompatibility antigen, A-126 alpha chain-like. Gene Ontology annotation, biological process: antigen processing and presentation of endogenous peptide antigen via MHC class I via ER pathway, TAP-independent; antigen processing and presentation of endogenous peptide antigen via MHC class Ib; immune response. NCBI's taxonomy places the organism in Eukaryota, Metazoa, Chordata, Mammalia, Eulipotyphla, Talpidae. The record is from RefSeq and is a predicted model, not a curated record. Gene Ontology annotation, cellular component: external side of plasma membrane. The transcript has 7 exons. The coding region runs from base 31 to 1140 and encodes 369 amino acids. Gene Ontology annotation, molecular function: signaling receptor binding; peptide antigen binding.
CCCAGCCCGGGUGGGGGCGCGUCCUGGGGGAUGGGGGGCGCAGCCCUCCUGCUCCUGCUCGCGGUGGCCGCGGCCCCGAGGGAGACCCGGGCGGGCCCCCACUCCCUGAGGUUUUUCUCCACCGCGAUGUCCCGGCCCGGCCUCGGGGAGCCCCGCUUCAUCUCGGUGGGCUACGUGGACGACACGCAGGUCGGGCGGUUAGACAGCGACUCUCCGGGCCAGAGCGCGGAGCCGCUGGCGCCCUGGGCGGGGCAGGUGGAGCAGGAGAAGCAGGAGGAGUGGGAGGAGGAGACGCGGAUCCUAAGGGACAGCGCACAGUGGUUCCGAGCGCAGCUGGACUCCCUGCGCGGCCUCUACAACCAGAGCGAGACCGGCUCUCACACCUUCCAGAACAUGUACGGCUGCGACAUGGGGCCCGACGGGCGCCUCCUCGGCUGGUAUGAGCAGUUCGCCUACGAUGGCACCGAUUUCCUGGCCCUAAACCCGGACCUGCGCUCCUGGACUGCAGCGGACACGGCCGCUCAGAUCACCCUGCGCGAGUGGGAGGCCCGGGGUGAGGCAGAGAGAUUCAGGAACUUUGUGGAGGGCAGGUGCUUGAGGUGGCUGCGCACAUGCCUGGAGUACGGGAAGGAGACUCUGCAGCGCACGGAUCCCCCAAAGACACGCAUGACCCACCACCCCUACAAUGACCAUGAGGUCACCCUGAGGUGCUGGGCACUGGGCUUCUACCCUGCGGAUAUCACCCUAACCUGGCAGCGAGAUGGGGAGGACCUGACCCAGGAGAUGGAGCUGGUGGAGACCAGGCCUGGGGGAGAUGGAACCUUCCAGAAGUGGGUGGCUGUGGUGGUGCCUUCUGGAGAGGAGCAGAGAUACACAUGCCACGUGCAGCAUGAGGGACUGCUGGAGCCCCAAGUCCUGAGAUGGGUGCCCCCUCAGUCCUUCAUGCCCACCGCAGGCAUCAUUGCUGGCCUGGUUCUCCUUGGAGCUGUUCUCACUGGAGCUGCAGUGGCUGCAGCUGUGAUGUGGAGGAAGAAACCCUCAGGAGGACAAGGAGGAAUCUACACUCAAGCUGCAGGUGUGUUUUGUUCUCAACCCGGCAGCAGCAGUGCCCAGGGCUCUGAUGUGUCUCUCAGCCCCUAAGAAUCUUUUACAAUGAACCUGAUGAGAUUCCUGUUCUGCACACCCUGGACAGCACCUGGUAUUGUUCAGCAUUUGCAUUUUCAGUCUCUCCUAGGUGUGAUGGUAUCACUGUUGUUCUUAACUAUGAUAUUGAGCAUCUGUUCAUAUUUUUACUUUUCUAUGACUAAAGUUGCUGUUUGUAAGGAAAUUUUGUACAUUUUUACAGAUGAGGUGCCAUUCAUUUAUUACAUUAUUUUUGUCCUUAUUAAAAUUGGGUUAUUUCUUUCUGAUCAGUGAGUUUUAGGCAUUAUUUGUAGAUACAGUCCUUUAUCAGAUUUGUGAUUUGCAAAUGUUUCCCCCCACUCUCUGACCUGAAAUCCUUUACUGAUGGGAAAACAAACACUAUUGCCCAGACAGGCGCAUGGAGAUAUAUUAGAAGAGAAAAGAUAAAUUGCUAACUGGUUUUGAGCAGACAUUGGCUGACUGGGGUCUUGGGGAUGGAGGGGAAUGACUUAUGUUUAUCCUUGAGUGUUGUUUAAAUGUCCUUGUAUGAGCAUGAAAUAUGCUUUCUAAAGUAAAUUACACUUUAUUCCUCAAUUUAUAAAACUCUUCAUACAUCAUGUCUAAAUCACAUGUUAAGACCAGACUGACACGUUAAUUACAAGUGAUGGACCUGCAUGUCACAGUCACAAAGUCAUGAUUUCUCUCAGGGUUCACUCUGGUGUUGUCCAUUCUCAGGGUGUUGGACAAAUGUAUAAUGACCUGUGUCCACCAUGAGAAUAUCAUGCAGAGUAUUUUCACUGCCCAUAAUGCCUUCUGUGCUCCAAGGAAGCAAAAGCAAAAAGAAACCAAUAGAAUCACAUCAGACUAAAAAGCUUCCACAUAGUGAAGGAAACUAGCAUUAAAAUGACAGGACAAUAUCAAAUCGGAGAAACUAUUUGCACAUCAUCAAUCCAACAAGGAGUUAAUAUCCAAAAUCUACAAAGAACUCCAAAACAAGAAACAACUCAAAACGGGCAGAGGAGCUAAAUAGGUACUUUUUCUAAAGAAGACACACAUGUGGCCAAUAGGUACAUGGAUAAAUGCUGGUCAUGUGCGGUCAGGAAAAUGCCAAUUGAAACCAUAAUGACUUACCACCUCACACUGUGAGAAUGGCCCAUUGAAGGGUGUGGAAGAAAAGGAACUCUGGCACAUGGUGGGUGGGAAUGAUGUCUGAUCCUGUUAGUGGGCAGAAUGAGGGGUUCCCUGGACCCUGAAAACCGCACACUCUAUAUGGGAUCUGCCAACAGCUGUAUAAAGACAAAACAUACUCUAAAGCAUAAGACCUUCAAUGGAAAAGAACUUUAAUAUAAUUACUAUAAAAUAGAGAAUCAGUGCAGUAGAGAGAGAGAAGAGAAAGAAUAUAGUUAGAA